AUGCAGUUCAUACUUUCGGAUGAAAAACUCAACACCUGGAUUCAAAUCAACGUUGGCUGGGCUUUUGCUAUCACCCUUUGUGUAUACUCUUGUGGUCAUUUCAAUCCUGCUGUCUCCCUAACGAUGGUGACUCUUGGAAAGCUUUCCGUACCACAUUUUUUAACAUACUGCGUGGCACAAACUUUCGGCGCCUUUUUAGGAGCAGCCGCAGCGCUUGGAAUAUAUUAUGAUCAGUUUGUCCAUUUCACAGAAGGUGUGUUGAAGAUAGUUGGUCCUAAAUCUACGGCACGAUGUUUUUGCUCCUUUCCUGAUCCUCACAUCAGCAAUACAACUUGCUUUUUUGAUCAGAUCGCGGGUACUGGUCUAUUAGUUUUCUUCGUUUGUGUAAUCAUUGAUAAACGAAAUCAUAUUCCUGACGCCGCUCAUCCGUUGCUUUUCGGACUUACAUUGCUUUUGAUCGGAACAAGCUACGGCAUGAAUCUUGGAUAUCCGAUCAACCCAGCCCGUGACUUAGGACCACGAAUAUUGGCCUACUUCAUAUACGGCGAAGAGGUUUUCACAUAUCACGACUACUAUUUCUGGAUACCAAUCGUCGCACCUUGUGUUGGUGGAGUAUUGGCAGCUUGGAUGUAUUACAUUUGCAUUGGUGCUCACAUUCCGGAUCCGAAUGAUGAUUAUCCAUUGCGUAGGAAAUGUGAUUUGGGACUUGAAGCUAGCGAGUCAAGCAGAAGGUCGACGCGGUUCAGACACCGUGUUUCACCAAAGUGA
Messenger RNA from Angiostrongylus costaricensis, 768 nucleotides. The record is from the annotation of a GenBank genome assembly. NCBI's taxonomy places the organism in Eukaryota, Metazoa, Nematoda, Chromadorea, Rhabditida, Metastrongylidae.